Molecule: messenger RNA, 2430 nt
Organism: Rhea pennata
Lineage: Eukaryota; Metazoa; Chordata; Aves; Rheiformes; Rheidae
Gene: FNDC7
Product: fibronectin type III domain containing 7
Molecular function (GO): protein binding
Source: RefSeq, a predicted model, not a curated record
AUGCAAGACUGCAAGGAAUACACUCACAGUUCAUUCACUAAGCAGGGCUUCUCUAUGUCUAUAUAUGAUGUGACAUCAAGAAGCAUUUAUCUCAGAUGGCCCAAUUUCUCAGGAGCCUCUUCCUACAGAGUUACAGCAGCUCCUGUAAAUUCUGUAGGCCAGUCAUUAUUGGCUCAUUUUAGUGAUGUUACCCUUAAAGGUACUCUGACAUCAUUAAUUCCCAAUACUAUUUAUGUUAUACAAGCAGAAGCCAUUGACAAGAAUGGAGUUAUUCUGGCUGAAACACAGAUUAUGCAGUCAACAGCUCCAGACAUACCUGUUACUGACCAAGCUUAUUCAAAACUUAGCAACAGUAUCACAGUGGAAUGGAGAGCUGUUCCUGGGGCUACUAGUUAUGUACUAACUGCUGGAGAUGGAGAUUCCUUCAUUGAAACUAUAGUUACAAAUUCACCAGGCACAGUGACAGGACUGAAAGCUGCUACCCUGUACAGAAUCACCAUCAGAUCUAUAAAUUCAGGCAGAAGAAGCAAACCUUCACCUUCAAGAAAAGCAAAAACAGUCCUGGCUGCACCAAUCCUGUCAGUAAGUUCUCCAAGUUGUGACUCCAUUGCGGUGAGCUGGAAAGCUGUGUACAUGGCAGUUGGAUUUUCUGUGUCCCUCAUAAGGUCAGAUGGUUUGGGCAAAAUGCUAAAAGAGGACACCACCACCACCUCCUUGAUAUUCACAGAUCUAGACCCAGGAACCUAUACUAUCAAGGCAUAUGCCUGGAACGUCAAUGGGAUGCCUGGAGAUGAUUUCACAUAUAACCAAAGAACAAGUCCAAAGGCACCAGCAGAUGUUCAAGUAGCUUUUAAUAGCGGCACUUUAAGAGCUAUUGUUUCUUGGAUGCCAACAGAAGGAGCUCUAACUUACAGUGUGAUAGUCUCCAAUAGACUCUUUAAAUUGAAGCAUAACACAUCUUCUACCUCCUGCAUGGUGCCAUCACUCCAAUGUGGAUCAGAAUAUUCCAUUUUUGUCAUAGCACAUAAUGAUGCUGGAUCCAGUAAACCAACUGUUGCAGUAAACUUAAGAACUAUUCCUUGUGCACCUGGAAAUAUAUCAGUUGAAGAGGAUGAAACUGGGAACCUGUUGGUAUCAUGGUCUAGCAUGAAUUUUGGUCAUUAUUAUGUGUUUUUUGUGAAAAGUGAUGAUGGCUAGGAAGUGCACUGCAACACAUCCCAUACUCAGUGCCAUUUCCAGUCAGACUGCAGCUUCACCUAUUUCAUUAGUGUCUUUGCAUAUAACAAGGCAGGGCAGAGUUCUUUAGGUGAUGUAUUCAAUUACACUGCUGCACCUUGUUGCCCCAGUGACUUCAGUGCCGUGUUUGUGCCGAGUGGCACGCUGGAGGUUACCUGGUCUCCUGUCCGUGGUGCUGAAAUGUACGAAACCAAAGCUGCUGACGGCACUGGCGCAGUGCUGUGCAGGGACACAGCCACAGCGUGCACCUUAUCGGCUCUACGGUGUAACACCCAGUAUAAUAUCACUGUUUAGUCUUUCAGUGAAGUCAAGGGUGGCAAUAAAUCAUGCGCAUCUAAAUAUGUGGCAACAGCUCCUUGCAAUCCUGAAAUUAAAAAUAUCUCAAAAGACACUCUUUCUGCAAUCAGCAUGUACUGGCAAUCUAAUAACGAUGAAGCUACAUAUAUCAUCCCUGCCAGAGGAGAGGCUGGAUUGUGGCACUGCACAAGCUCUGGAAACUCCUGUACCAUAAUUAAUCUUCCCUGAGGAUCUGUUUUUUCUAUUAGCGCUAUAGCAACAUCACCAGCAUGACAGAGUUUACCAAGCUACAGCGUCCCUUUAGAGACAGCUCCUUGUUGCCCUACUGACCUGACACUAACUCAAGUGACGCAGUCUGUAACAAAUAUCAGCUGGUCUGUUGGGAUGGGUGCACAGACAUACCUAACAGCAUUGGAGUAUCCAAAAGGACAGGCAAAGUGUCACACUCUUCAAAACUAUUGUCUCCUGGGAUGCAUCACAUGUGGCACCAACUAUACACUAUCUCUGAAAGCAAUUAGUGAAACUGGUUUGACAUCCAGUUGCAUGUAUCAAGGAUAUUCUUCCAGUGCUUGCUGUCCUUCUGGGGUGAAGCUAUACAGACUUGGCAAUAAUGGUACCAGGGUACACUGGCGAGCUUCUGAAAAAAUGACAUCUUACAAUACUGACCUAUAUGGCUCAAAAGGCAAUUUCACCUGUGCCCCUCACUCAGGUCUAAGCCACUGUGGUAUCACUGAGAUACCUUGUGGGGAUAUCUACGCAGUGGUAGUAACUACAGCUACUGAUAAAGGGCCGAAGCUUACACUUUGUCCUAAAAAAAUAUAUUCAGUAACUUGUUCUGGAAGCUCUCUUGGAAUGGUGAUUUAUAGAGGAAAGAGAAAUGCAGAACAACAUCUGUAA